AUGAGCAAGUUGGGAGCUUUAGCCGACGAUUCAUUAUCGAUAAUGGACGGGAUCAAGAUUUAUAGCAACCCUGUUUCGAAAAAAAAAGUUAUUGAUUCUAAUAAAAUUAAAAAUAAUUCAAAUGCUUGGGCUGGUGUUCAAUUGAAUCCUGUUUCCAAGCACGAUGACAAUUUGGACAAAUAUGAAAUCGGAGCUUACGGUUACGGAAAGAACAACGUCAAAUUACUGUACGUGAAACGCGAAAACGCAUACCGCCAUGAGAUCCGCGAGUAUGAAGUCGACACUCAUCUGCGACUGGGAAGCCAAAAAGACUAUUUAGAGGGGGACAAUCGCGACAUAAUAGCGACAGACAGCCAAAAAAAUACUGUGUACAUACUCGCGAAAAAGUACGGAAUAAAAUCCCCAGAAGAGUUUGGAAUUUUGCUGUGCGCCCAUUACCUCUACACUUACAAACACGUCGAGGAGGUUCACGUAAACAUUGAAGAGUAUCCAUGGAUGCGUCAUGCUGUUAAUGGAGUUCCCCACAACCACGCUUUCAUUUUCAAUCCUUUAGCCACGAGAUAUUGUCACGUUACACAACUCAGAAAUGAGUCGCCUAGAAUCCGUGGUGGCUUGAAAGACAUGCGAGUGUUGAAAACAACACAGAGUUCAUUCAUUGAUUUCAUUCAAGAUGACUAUCGAACUCUUCCCGACGCCAAUGACAGGAUAUUUAGCACAGUUGUCACAGCGUCUUGGGAUUUUUCGACUGCCAUAGACGUUAAUUUCGACAGUGUUUGGACCACUGUUAAAGAUUCUAUUUUAGAAAAAUUCGCAGGGCCUCCUUUGACAGGAAUUUCGUCACCCAGUGUGCAAAACACUCUUUAUUUAGCCGAGAGAUCUAUUUUGGACAAGGUUGAUCAGAUCAAGAGCAUUGAAAUGCGAAUGCCGAAUAAACAUUAUUUUGAUCUUGACAUGAGCAAAUUUCCGAAGCUUGUGGACGGAGAGAACAAAGAAGUGUAUCUGCCAGUUGACAAGCCCUCGGGAAUUAUUUAUGCGCAACUGAAUAGAAAAGAUCUUACCUCAAGGCUCUAG
Molecule: messenger RNA, 1071 nt
Organism: Cotesia congregata
Lineage: Eukaryota; Metazoa; Arthropoda; Insecta; Hymenoptera; Braconidae
Source: the annotation of a GenBank genome assembly